Messenger RNA from Myzus persicae (green peach aphid), 586 nucleotides. RefSeq lists its product as uncharacterized. Gene Ontology annotation, biological process: sensory perception of taste. Gene Ontology annotation, cellular component: membrane. The record is from RefSeq and is a predicted model, not a curated record. The transcript is spliced from 3 exons. NCBI's taxonomy places the organism in Eukaryota, Metazoa, Arthropoda, Insecta, Hemiptera, Aphididae. The annotation marks the transcript as partial.
UGACGACUACUGUAUUCACUGUUAAUAACCACGACUUGGUAAUCAUACUAUUAUUUUAGGUUUUAUGGUGGUUCACUUUUGUAUAUAACCGUUGGAUGUUUUACGAGUACAUGUUUUUAAUAACUUUCGUCCAAAUAAUCGUGUACAAACUAAACGACGAAAUAUCGAAGGGUAUCAUUCCCAUUGGCAAAUUGUUCACUAUGUAUACUAGUACUUUGGAUAGCCUGAAUGCCAUAAACAGAUCCAUUGUCGGAGCACCAGUGCUUAUUAAUAUUAUAAUGGGAUAUCUGUCGUCUAUCAUCUAUAUGUUAUAUCACUAUGUUCUAUUUAAAGGCAUGUUUGUUAAAGUCGAUGUACACCGUUUUUUCCCGAUUCUUGACGUAUUGAUGAGACUGUUCGACAUCGCCAUGUUGUAUUACCUUUGCCAGACCACCGAAAAAGAGGUGAGGCGGACAACUUUGAUUUUAAAUAGACUAUCCAUAACAGCUAAUCCCACACUUCGCCGAAAGAUUGCUUUUUUUUCAUUACGGAGAUUACAUGCUAAUUUCCAUUUUGAGCUGUGUGGAUUUUAUAAAAUUAACUUAAG